CUCUCCUAACACUAGCGAACGUCAAACGCAUAACAAACGUCUAACUAUAAAGACCGGCAGCUGGUAUAUACUAAGCGUAUAACUGACAAAGUUAAUUGUGUUCGAGUAUUCAAAUUAUUGUAAAUAAUGGCAGGUAAAGGCAAAGUGGGAAUUGUGGGCAGUGGUCUUAUUGGACGUUCUUGGUCCAUGUUGUUCGCCUCCGUUGGCUAUCAAGUUGUGUUGUACGACAGUGUGCCAGCACAAAUUGAAAAUGCCUUGAAGGAAACAGAAAAGGAGCUCAAAAGUUUGGAAUCCAAAGGCUUGCUGCGUGGUAAACUGAAUGCCAGCGAGCAAUUCGCACUCAUUUCAGGCACCACUGAUAUCAAAGAAUUGGUGAAGGGUGCCAUAUUCAUACAAGAAUGCAUACCAGAGCGUUUGGAAUGGAAACAGUCACUCUACAAGCAAUUGGAUGGAGUUGUUGAGGAGCAAACAAUUCUCUCCAGCUCGACAAGUACUUUCCUGCCUUCGUUGUUCUCCAAAGACCUGAAACAUCAGUCAAAUAUAAUCGUCUCACAUCCCGUCAAUCCACCCUAUUAUGUUCCACUAGUAGAAAUUGUGCCCGCACCUUGGACAAACCCAGAGGUGGUGAAGAAGACACGCGCCAUCAUGGAGGAAAUCGGUCAGAAGCCCGUAGUAUUGAGUCGUGAAAUCGAAGGUUUCGUACUCAAUCGCAUACAGUAUGCCAUAUUGAAUGAAACUUGGCGUUUGGUUGAGAGCGGCAUUGUCGAUGUUAAGGAUGUGGAUAGCGUCAUGUCCGACGGUUUGGGUAUGCGUUAUGCCUUCUUGGGACCACUGGAAACGGCACAUUUGAAUGCCGAGGGUAUGACCAAUUACUUCGAACGUUAUACCAACACCAUGUAUGCCGUGAGUCAAACUAUGGGACCCACACCGAAAAUGGAAGGCCCAACAGCUGUGGAGAUCGCGAAACAAUUGGAAGUUAUGGUGCCGUUGGAUAAGUUGCAGGAACGACGAAAUUAUCGCGACAAUUGUUUAACGCAGUUGAGCAUUUUGAAGCGUAAAUUGAAUGAAUAAAAUGUAGUGGUGUGAAAGUAAUUGAAUCAUGAAUGAAAUGUAAUGUAAAUAUGUAUAGCGAUUAAAUUUGAACGCCAUUGUUAUUGUAACGUCGAUUACAUUUAUUUGAAUUAUAAACUCAUUUAACAACUUUAUUUUUUAAAUUCAAUUUAAAUACAUACAUUUGUAUGUACUAUA
Zeugodacus cucurbitae (melon fly) is the source of this 1248-nucleotide messenger RNA. It is a transcript of the gene Had1, whose product is annotated as lambda-crystallin homolog. Gene Ontology annotation, biological process: fatty acid metabolic process. NCBI's taxonomy places the organism in Eukaryota, Metazoa, Arthropoda, Insecta, Diptera, Tephritidae. The coding region runs from base 127 to 1071 and encodes 314 amino acids. The record is from RefSeq and is a predicted model, not a curated record. Gene Ontology annotation, molecular function: NAD+ binding; oxidoreductase activity, acting on the CH-OH group of donors, NAD or NADP as acceptor. The transcript has 3 exons.